Callorhinchus milii (elephant shark) is the source of this 1635-nucleotide messenger RNA. RefSeq lists its product as uncharacterized. Bases 29 to 1633 code for a protein of 534 amino acids. NCBI's taxonomy places the organism in Eukaryota, Metazoa, Chordata, Chondrichthyes, Chimaeriformes, Callorhinchidae. The record is from RefSeq and is a predicted model, not a curated record. Gene Ontology annotation, cellular component: nucleosome. Gene Ontology annotation, molecular function: protein heterodimerization activity; structural constituent of chromatin; DNA binding. The transcript has 5 exons.
AGCUCGUCUUGUUUGCGGGAGUCAGAAGAUGGCGCGGACAAAGCAGACGGCGCGGAAAUCCACCGGCGGCAAAGCUCCCCGCAAACAGUUGGCCACCAAAGCUGCUCGUAAGAGCGCUCCGGCCACGGGGGGCGUGAAGAAGCCGCAUCGCUACCGUCCCGGCACCGUGGCUCUCCGGGAGAUCCGCCGCUACCAGAAAUCCACCGAGCUGCUGAUCCGCAAACUGCCCUUCCAGCGCCUGGUGCGGGAAAUCGCUCAGGAUUUCAAGACGGACCUGCGCUUCCAGAGCUCUGCCGUCAUGGCGCUUCAGGAGGCCAGCGAGGCUUACCUGGUGGGGCUGUUUGAGGACACCAACUUGUGCGCUAUCCACGCCAAGCGGGUCACCAUCAUGCCCAAGGACAUCCAGCUGGCCCGCCGCAUCCGCGGGGAGCGCAGCCUUUGGUUGGAUAGGAAAACCUCGGAUGAUUUACUUCUUCUGAGGAUGGGAGGAGGUUUUCUUGGGCAGCAGCACAGCCUGGAUAUUGGGCAGCACGCCGCCCUGAGCGAUAGUCACUCCCCCCAGCAGCUUGUUCAGCUCCUCGUCGUUGCGGACGGCCAGCUGCAGGUGCCGGGGGAUGAUCCUGGUCUUCUUGUUGUCGCGGGCGGCGUUGCCCGCCAGCUCCAGCACCUCAGCGGUCAGAUACUCGAGCACCGCGGCCAGAUAGACCGGGGCUCCGGCCCCCACGCGAUCAGCGGCAAAGGAGCGCCCAAAAAAGGCAGCAAGAAAGCGAUUCGCAAACCGCAGACUGCGGGCAAGAAGCGCAGGAGGUCGAGGAAGGAGAGUUACUCCAUCUACGUGUACAAGGUGAUGAAGCAGGUCCACCCGGACACCGGCAUCUCCUCCAAGGCCAUGAGCAUCAUGAACUCCUUUGUGAAUGACAUCUUCGAGCGCAUCGCGUCCGAGGCUUCCCGCCUGGCGCAGUACAACAAGCGCUCGACCAUCACCUCCAGGGAGAUCCAGACCGCCGUGCGCCUGCUGCUGCCCGGGGAGCUGGCCAAGCACGCCGUGUCCGAGGGCACCAAGGCCGUCACCAAGUACACCAGCUCCAAUGUAUCGGCCGCCUGCAGUCACCCGCCGUUCCACACCAUUGGAAACCGCACCAAAUUCACUCAGAUAAAGAAAGGACCGCUGCUCACAGUGCACUCGCCAUUCACAGCUCGUCUUGUUUGCGGGAGUCAGAAGAUGGCGCGGACAAAGCAGACGGCGCGGAAAUCCACCGGCGGCAAAGCUCCCCGCAAACAGUUGGCCACCAAAGCUGCUCGUAAGAGCGCUCCGGCCACGGGGGGCGUGAAGAAGCCGCAUCGCUACCGUCCCGGCACCGUGGCUCUCCGGGAGAUCCGCCGCUACCAGAAAUCCACCGAGCUGCUGAUCCGCAAACUGCCCUUCCAGCGCCUGGUGCGGGAAAUCGCUCAGGAUUUCAAGACGGACCUGCGCUUCCAGAGCUCUGCCGUCAUGGCGCUUCAGGAGGCCAGCGAGGCUUACCUGGUGGGGCUGUUUGAGGACACCAACUUGUGCGCUAUCCACGCCAAGCGGGUCACCAUCAUGCCCAAGGACAUCCAGCUGGCCCGCCGCAUCCGCGGGGAGCGCGCUUAGAC